Eurytemora carolleeae is the source of this 1560-nucleotide messenger RNA. RefSeq names its product vacuolar fusion protein CCZ1 homolog. The record is from RefSeq and is a predicted model, not a curated record. The transcript has 4 exons. Gene Ontology annotation, biological process: vesicle-mediated transport; tRNA pseudouridine synthesis. Bases 148 to 1440 code for a protein of 430 amino acids. Lineage: Eukaryota; Metazoa; Arthropoda; Copepoda; Calanoida; Temoridae. Gene Ontology annotation, molecular function: pseudouridine synthase activity; RNA binding. Gene Ontology annotation, cellular component: intracellular membrane-bounded organelle; Mon1-Ccz1 complex.
CUAAUCCAUCCUAAACCUGACAAGUACUUCUCCCCUCUGGAGAUUACUCAGCAUCUUAACCAUCAUUUCAUCAAACGUAAUCUAGAAGUCAGACUCAACUAACCCCUGGAGGAGGAACAGUUGCUGAUAACAACUCAAGUUUUCAAAAUGGACAAAAAUAAAUUUUCUCCGACUGUGAUAAAGAAUCUCUUCCUUUUCAACUCCACCUGGGGACCAAAAGAGGGCGAUGAAGAAAAAAAGAUAAUUUAUUUCUGGCCCGAAGACUUCAAUGAUCAGUCUAUGUUAAAAAAGAUCGGAUUGGUUGAGGGAGUGAUUAUAUUCUCAAACAAGUUCUCGGCAGUUCCCGCCAAUUCAUUGCACACUCUGAAAGAACGAACUGUUUUCUUCGAAGCAGAGAAAGAUUACUGGCUCUGUAUCACCGUAUCCGUUCCUAACACGAGAAAGCAAGGAAAGGAACCCGGAGACACGAUUGAGUUCCAUCCUGAGGAUGUCAGUGAUUCUGUUCUCCGAUCUUUGAUCGGACGAUCUUACGAGAUGUUUUGUCUUUUCCACUCAAGUCUUACCUUCGCGCUUGAUGAUAGUUGCGGAGGAAAUAAGGCUGUUUUCAUGGAACUCGUGAAACAUUUCUUCUCCCGGUAUCUGGCAACACUGAGGGUGGAGAGUGGGGAUAUUACCAGUGUAUGGGGAGGAAUGCAAUAUUUAGCUCUAGAUACAACGGACUUCUUGCGAGUGCAGUCUCUCAUCAACAGAAUGAAGGCAGAUAAUGAUAUUAUUAGGAAAUGUUUGUUCCUUCAGUCUGGUCAACUGGUCUGGUCUGGUGUAGAUCCUAGUUUAACAAAACUUAUAGUUCAAUAUCUUUCAACUACAAUCCUUCCCAUGCUUCCAGCAAUAUCCAGGCAACCCAGUGGAUCUUUCCUCGUCGGAGAGAAGGAGAAGUCACCAGUAGUUUACAUCCAUGGAGAACCUUAUCAUUUAUCCGUCUUCCAUGCUCUCAACACAACACUCUGUCUUCUUCUCUCCUCCCCUCCACCCAAACCUUUCUUCGAAUCAUUCCGUGAAUCUGUCGGAGUAAAUCUAGGAAAUCUAUCAGCUGAUCUAACUCAUGCUUAUGUAUCUAAACCUGGUUCAAAUCAGCACACGGAAUCAUUGUCGUUUAUUUACUUUAACGCAGCUAAUCUAGCGAUUAAAUCUACAGUGAUUGAAGGACAGGAAAAAUUGAUUAAAAUCGGAGCGGAUUUUGUUGAAGAUCUUCGAAACUCCGGGUUCAGUGAAGGUGAGAUAAUGGCCAAAACCUGGAGCGAAGAAUGGGUUGUGGUUCAGGUUGCCGGAGCUAGAACUAUUAUUGUUCUGUUACAUGAUAAAAAUCUUAACCUAAUGGAAGUUGCAGAGGAGGUUUCAAGACUAGAGAAGAAUAGAUUCGAUAGUAUUUGUAUGUUAUAAAACCCCAAAAUCUGUGAUUUAGAUAUAAUUAUGUUUUUUGUUUUGUUUUUAUUUGUGACAUUUGCAUUUAGUUUUUUCUAAGAAUAUAAAAUUUUGUAAAUUUCAUGACAAGUUAUCUUU